ACACUCAUCUACAUCAUGACCUUCACCAUCUUCUCCAUCACCUGCUUUGCUCUGGUGGCUUCUGCUCUGGGUUGUGGAGUGCCUGCGAUUAAGCCACAGACGAUCGGCAGCAGGAUUGUGAACGGACAGAAUGCCAUCUCUGGUUCUUGGCCCUGGCAGGUCUCUCUUCAGCUGCCCAGUGGUUUCCACUUCUGUGGAGGAUCCCUGAUCAACCAGAACUGGGUUCUCACUGCUGCCCACUGCCCUGUCGUGGUCGGCUAUCACCGUGUCAUUCUUGGAGAACAUGAUCGUGGCUCCAGUGUUGAACCCAUCCAGGUCAAAUUAGUUUCCAAGGUCAUCACCCAUCCGCUCUACAGCAGCAUGACUAUCAACAAUGACAUUGCUCUGCUGAAACUGUCGUCUCCAGUCACACUGACUCCCCGUAUCUCUCCUGUAUGUCUGGCUCCAUCAGCCCUCAGCAUCCUGCCUGGAACCCGCUGCUUCACCACUGGCUGGGGUAGAACUGCCACCACAACGAGCCCACUGAUCCUACAGCAGACAGGUGUACCCAUCAUAAGUCCUGCUUUGUGCAAGCAGAUCUGGGGUCAGAACACUAUCACUGAUGCCAUGAUCUGUGCUGGAGCCUCUGGUUCCUCAUCUUGCCAGGGUGAUUCUGGUGGUCCUCUGGUGUGUGAGCGUUCAGGGGUCUGGUCUCUGGUGGGCUCUGUGUCCUGGGGAAUAAACACUUGUGACACCCGUUUCCCUGGAGUCUACGCCCGCAUCUCCCAACUGCGCUCCUGGAUCGACACGACUAUCGCUUCCAACUAGAGCACCAUUCUGAGUAUUUAUCCUCCAGAGGAGAAAAAUUAAGUUUUAAGUCAUUAAUAUGUAAUACAGCUGAUCUCUGUUCGUGGUGUUUUUUCAGUCCGUCUGUGGUUCCAGUGAUCUGGCAUGUUACUGUUUUCUUGUUCCAGCUGUACAAACAUUUUAAUAAAAGAUAAAUAAAAAAAAUUAAGUGUUCUGAAGAGUGAAUUAUUUUUAACCCAUCUGUGGGGGAAAAUGACCCCUUGGUACAAAUGAGUCAUGAAAACUCUUUAAUAAAUACAUUUUUCAUACUUGGUUUAUAGUUUAUGUCAUUGUCACUUAAACUAUGGUAAUUGUUAUGGACUUAUUUAACUUAGGCUACACAGUCCUUACGGGGGUCGUUUUCCCCAA
Messenger RNA from Cyprinus carpio (common carp), 1194 nucleotides. RefSeq names its product chymotrypsin-like protease CTRL-1. Gene Ontology annotation, biological process: proteolysis. Lineage: Eukaryota; Metazoa; Chordata; Actinopteri; Cypriniformes; Cyprinidae. The record is from RefSeq and is a predicted model, not a curated record. Gene Ontology annotation, molecular function: serine-type endopeptidase activity.